AUGAGCUGGCUAAAGGCGCUAGAGAAGGUGCGGUCUCGCGCCGCAGUGAGCUCCCUUCCACAGACGUUGCUUGCUUCAGGCGCCGCUGUGGCAGGCCGCCUUGCGCCGGCGGUGAAUAGGGACGGAUUGCAACGUAAACAACAAGAACACGCACAAGCGACAAGAGAAGUAGGGCCUUCAACGGCCGCGCUACACAGCGUCAGCGACACGUGGGGUAGUGCACUGGCGGUCAUUAGGUUCUCGCAGUCCGGCUCGCAACGCGACCAGACGUGGAAUAUGCACCACCUCCCCCUCUCGCUUGCCACGCAGUGUCUGGCGGUUUUAGUGGAGGCAGGGCAGACUGCGCAAGGGGUGGAGCUGAUGCAGUCAUGGCAACGUCCGGAGGCAAGGACAACGAUGCGUGCAAAGAUACGGGCGACCGCUCGAAUGCGCAAGACACUAAGGACGUUAGGUACCAUUGGAGAUGUGGAGACGUUGCGAACGGUUGUGUCUGUGCUGCAUCAAUCGUUGACGGAGCAAAGGCAUCUGUCGCGGCAUAAACACCACCUUCAAGCUCAUGCGUCAUCCUCUGAACCCUUCGAGUGUGCUGGAACGAAGAACAGCUAUCCGCUUCUGUCAGCGCUUGGCAUGCAACGCACCCGGCUGUUACUUGUCGAGGCAGUGCAUGAACUUGUCAUGCAAGACGAGAGUGUCGUCCCUGUGUUUGAGAAGCUUACGUGGAUCAAUGCAACGGCAGUGGCAACCACACCGCAAGGCGCCCAGGUCCAGUGUCUUAUUCCAUUUAUGCUUCAAGACGACUUCGGUCAGGUGAUUGAGUCGAGCCCCUCCUACGACGAGAGCCUUUUGCAGCAAAUUGGCCCAGCCUUUCACAUGGGAUUUGCCCAUCCCACACAAUGUGGUCCUGUUGAAAUUAUUUCCAUGCCGCGAAGUGAAAUUCGGCGUCUGUACAGGAAGAGUAUUGGUCCAUCAGGGGAACUGUGGAAGGAGGUGAAGGAUCUUGUCCUGCCGCACUCACUCCUGAUACAGCAGGCGUGUCAAAUAGCGACGCUGGUAGACGUUCUCUGUAGCCCCAUGAAGGCGUCUUUGGUGGCACAUGCCCAUCGUAAAAAGGAUGCCUCCGAGCUAACAAAAGAACUGCGCCAGCUGCGGAAGUUUCUCAUCACACAACUUUGUUCCUCGCGGUCCUUGUCGCGACGAAUGUGGAGUUGUGCGUUACUGCGUCAUCCGCGUCUUUUGUAUCGCUUAAACCUGUCCCCGAUAAUGGUGUUUUGUGCCUUGGCGCUGACGUUUCGUAGUUUUCAGGUCCACAUCCCUUUUGUCCGCUGCUGUCUGCCGCUGCUGCGACGUCUGAAACGAAUGGGUCAUGAUGAGGAGGCGGCGCGAUUAGUGUGGAAUCAUCUUUCUGUUAACAGCCCUGCCCUCGCUGUAGUGUUUAGGCACCACCCCCUGGCCCUUGAGGAUGCAGUGACGGUCGUCUGUCGCACGAUGCGCACAGGUGUGGGAGGGCGCAAGGAGGCGUGGAUGGGUCACCGAUCGCUUGCCGUGCUGCGCGUGGCCGCUGCAUCUGGCCGCUUGACCCCCGCCCACUGCAUUCCUGCCUGCGCCGCCGCCCUUGACUGCGGGGUGCACUUUGCCACUGUGCAGCAGCUCGUCGGAGAGGUCUUUGGCGAUGACAAUGACACGGCACGGUGGGUGCUGAACAUGGUGCGGCUGACCACCGAGAGCCACACGACGCGUCGUUUUUUUCCUUUGGUGUAUUCCGGCCACUCCGUGUUGAUGCGCAGCCUACUGCGAAAGUACGCGUGCGAGUCCGACGUGAUCGGUUCCCCGCCCGCUGUGGAGCUCCAUGUGCCAUCCCGCAGUAAAUUGCUGGCACUGUGGACGAUGGUUCACGACGAUGUCAUGAGUAUGCCGCUGCGUCGACUGAUAUGUCGUCUCUUUUUGGAUGACGAGGCCCUUAUGGAUUGGAACAAAAUAACUGCAACACAGCAGGCUGGUGCACAAGCUCUCAAUGUUUUUUUUCGUGAGGAGGUGCUUGCCUCCAUGGCGGCCAACUGCACCACGGAAGGCAGUUACGUGAUAUUCAUGGAUGCGCUUCUUUCGCGGCGCCGCCUACGGGACGCUAAACGUUGUAUGCAACUCCUGUUGAGUGAGCUGGACGACGAGUGUGGACAGGUUGUAUUGCCUAGUCUUGCAAUUGAGGGCAUAGGUAUUCCCUAA
Messenger RNA from Trypanosoma rangeli, 2220 nucleotides. RefSeq lists its product as uncharacterized. The transcript has a single exon. Lineage: Eukaryota; Euglenozoa; Kinetoplastea; Trypanosomatida; Trypanosomatidae. Bases 1 to 2220 code for a protein of 739 amino acids. The record is from RefSeq and is a predicted model, not a curated record.